GAUUCGACCCGCAAGUCGAGUGUAUGUCCUGUUGCAACUCUCAGGGCCGGUCGUCGCAGAACGAAGCACCCUCCUAGACGUGUAUGUCCUGUUGCAACUCUCAGGGCCGGUCGUCGCAGAACGAAGCACCCUCCUAGACAUCUCUUGGUACCCUCAUACUUCACUCGGCAGGACGCCUACUGCAAUUCAGGGCCGGUCGUCGUGGAACGAAGUACCCUCCUAAAACUCGUGAGUAUGGGGGCAGAAUUCUCUAAGCCUCAGGUUGCGCACCUCCACGAACUUAGGGAAUUGACCAAGACCCGACUUAAUGGUGGGAAAAAUCUGGCCGUUCCCACCAAGUCAGACCUGAUCAGUCUGCUAAAAUAUAUUUAUCAACAAUGCCCAGCCUACCCCGAGGAAGGGUCACUUAAAGAAUCUGUAUGGAUUAAAUUAGGAACAUAUUUUCAUGAGUCCCCUAGGGCUCCGCCGAAAAUAUUGACCACUUGGCGGAUUGUCAUGGAAUAUUUAAAAAUACACAAGAAUACCAUGGUCGGGGCUUCAGACCCCCCGCCGCCAUAUCAAUCUGGCAUUCAGAACCCUCCCCAGAUAGAACCUGUAACGGUGGCACAAGUAGAAGCCACGGCCCCGGCUCAGACCGCUCCGAAAACAUCAGAAACACCUGCCGGCGCUAUUGCUCAAGCGCUGGCUAGAGCUAAACUUUCGGGCGAUUUAGAAUUGGAUGAAUAUGAAAUGUGCUACCCAGUAGAAUUUGACACAAAUGGGGCUCCAUAUAUCGAACCAGUCCCUAUGAAGUUAAUUAGGGAUAUUAAGCAAGCUGUCAAUACGUAUGGCAUUCAAAACUCUUAUGUCAUAGGGUUAAUAAGUAAUCUAGCCAACUCCUUUUACAUGUUGCCAUCCGAUUGGAAAAAUUUGUGUCGCAUGAUUUUGACAAGUUCACAGUUUGUGGUAUGGGAAUCAGAGUAUAAGAGGGAAGCAGAAGCCAUCGUUAGAAGAAUCGGGGGAAACUUGCAAUUGGAACAAUUGAUCGGCGAAGGACGUUAUGCUUCUCCUAAUAUCCAAAAGAACAUGUCACGCGCUGCAUUUGCUCAUUCUAGUUUAGCAGCGCAAAAUGCUUUUUCAAAGAUAGACGACCCAGGCUCUUCUGCCGCAGGGUCGUUCGCAAAAAUUUAUCAAGGGUCCAGUCAGUCCUAUGGAGAUUUCAUUGAUCAGUUGCAGAAGGCAGUUUUUAGAGAGAUCCGGAAUCCCAUAGCACAAAAGGAACUUAUAAAAAAACUAGCUUAUGAAAAUGCCAAUGAAGAUUGCAGACGUAUCAUUCAGCCUCUCCUCAGCAAGCCUGAUGCCGAACUGGCAGAUUACAUCCAAGCAUGCCGAAUCGUCGGCACCAAUGUCCACAACAUGGAAACUUUAGCAAUGGCAUUGCAAAACAUCAAAGGGGAGACGUUUAAAAAUGGAAACUGUUUUAACUGUGGCAAGCCCGGUCAUUUUCGAGCACAGUGUCGUGCCCCUGGGGGCGGCGCACAUCAGUCAAAUUCAAAUCAAAACAAGCCGAAAACUGUGUGCCCCCGUUGUAAAAAGGGCUAUCACUGGGCUUCCCUGUGUCGUGUGAAUCCCCCUCCCCAAUCUGCCAACAAUAACAACCAGAACCAGGGAAACUAGUGGGGGGGCACUCAGCCAGCCCUCUCCCCAAGGCUGAUUCUUUGGCUACAUUUAACUUAAAAGAAACCUUUAUAACAUCUAUGCAUGCUGUUGCUGCCGAAACUGUUUCUAUGCAAAUACCUGGUCUUACAUAUUUUCUUCCUCUUACUUUACCUGAUGUUUCUAUGCCGACAAAAGUCCCCUUGCUUUGCUAUCCGGCUAGAGACCUCAUCUCCCGCGGCGUUUUCGCUUCCCCUUUCUUGGUUGACUCCGAUGAUUUUUCUUCUCUGGCUCUAAUUUGCAUUGUUGACGCUCCUUUAGUCAUCUACAAGGAAGACCUGGCUGCAAUUGUGAUGCCGGUGGCCCUGGAGUUCGAUCCCCUCGCUUAUGAGGACAUGGAGCCGAUUGUUCCCCCCAACCCCUCUCUUAACAAUUACCGAAAGCACUUUCUUGACCACCAAUUGCUUGCUUUCACUUCCACUAUUCAUUCGGAUAAGCCUUUUGUUACCUUUGUGUUAAAUAAUCGUUCUUUUUCAGGCAUAAUAGACACCGGAGCAGAUAUUUCAGUAAUUAGAACCUCUGAGUGGCCUGCUGACUGGCCCACCACCUCUUCCCCUGCCGUCCGAGGCGUCGGAGGCAUCCAAACGGCCCGAAUUAGCACCUUGCCUCUGUUAGUCACUUCCUCUCACACCGACAAACAGGCACGUAUUCGCCCUGUCGUCCUUCCCCUGCAAGUUAAUCUUUGGGGUCGGGAUCUUUUAUCCCAAAUUGGGGCCACAUUAACCU
This is a messenger RNA of Crotalus tigris (Tiger rattlesnake), 2421 nucleotides long. RefSeq names its product endogenous retrovirus group K member 8 Gag polyprotein-like. NCBI's taxonomy places the organism in Eukaryota, Metazoa, Chordata, Lepidosauria, Squamata, Viperidae. The transcript has 2 exons. Gene Ontology annotation, molecular function: zinc ion binding; nucleic acid binding. The coding region runs from base 235 to 1656 and encodes 473 amino acids. Gene Ontology annotation, biological process: viral process. The record is from RefSeq and is a predicted model, not a curated record.